Messenger RNA from Amoebophrya sp. A25, 1167 nucleotides. The record is from the annotation of a GenBank genome assembly. NCBI's taxonomy places the organism in Eukaryota, Dinophyceae, Syndiniales, Amoebophryaceae.
GUUGAACUGGAAUGUGUAAUCUGAGUCGGCAAAUAGAAGAAGUUGAACAAGAAGGAAUCUGAAUUGAUGGUCAUGUACUUGUAUGUAGUUGCGUAUUUCUAGUACGCUGCAACUAACAUGAACUCAUAUGUCGCGCAUCUGCAGUAAUGGAAGAUCCUACUUGUUGCGCGCUGCUGCUCACCAUGUCGCAUCAGCAGAGCCGUCUACUUUAUCGAUCGUUUUGUCGAGAUUCUAUUCGCUGGUCUCACAUUCUCAUUCACUUUGGCAGGCAGCAUCGUGGUCACUGUUACAGCGAAAGGGAGUGCGCCAAACUGGCCUGAUUGGGCUUUCUGGGAAUACAACUUUUCGGCCUGCGACCCAGCCGACGAUCAUGCCUGACAUGGCAAUGGCGAUUGUUCGUAUGAGAAACAGUUUGAUCUCUCGUUUUUUGACUAGGGUCGCAUCGGAGCCAGGCAGUUAGCUGCUCCUGCUACGUUGUUCGAAUGAAUGAAUAAAUCAGUCUCUUUUUUUUGAACUAUUUUUCUGUUUCUCGUGGUUAGCGCCGAUCAUAUUUGAUUUUUGAUUUAGGGUUUCAGUUUCUCCUUCUCCUGUCCUUUCUCUUCCUAGUCCUAGCCCUAGCCCUAGCCAUACAACUAGCUCUACCUCUAGCUACCUCUACAGCAAAGAACAACGUCCAGUAGUAUUACUUACCUGGAAUCGGAUACGUUUUUGAGAGUAAUGAACAGACUAAGUACAACUUUCCUUUCAUACCCUACUCGACACCACUACACCUGACCUUACGACUGGAAGUGCCACAUACCAGUGCGAUUACAAGGUUCCUUGGCAUGGUCCAGAGUGCGCGCAGAGAGACUUACCGCCCUUGGUUGAAGCGGAGCGCGCAUGGACUGCCGAUGAAUGCAUCUCACCAAAUCUGGGGUGGGUCCAUUUAUGGCUAAGGUUUCUGACGGAGUGGCACUCAUCAGUACCUAGUCACAAUCACAGCCGUUCUACGAUAUUGGGGCACCACACGGGUCCCGGGGAUCUUUUUGUUUUACAAUAACAAGAACAAGGCCAGAAAUUGAUAUUGAUAUUUUUCAGUGUAGUGAUUGGGAAACAAAAACAACUAUCUGAAGAUUCUGAAUCAUGGUUCCCUAAUUUCAGUGGUACGAAACGAGCACCCAAAAAUAG